Colletotrichum gloeosporioides is the source of this 4065-nucleotide messenger RNA. RefSeq lists its product as uncharacterized. The record is from RefSeq and is a predicted model, not a curated record. The transcript has 10 exons. Gene Ontology annotation, molecular function: serine-type endopeptidase activity. Gene Ontology annotation, biological process: proteolysis. Lineage: Eukaryota; Fungi; Ascomycota; Sordariomycetes; Glomerellales; Glomerellaceae. The coding region runs from base 1 to 4065 and encodes 1354 amino acids.
AUGCGUUUACCGCGGACCCGUUUCGUGAUCACUCUGCUGAUGAUAUCCGAAGCAUCAGCUCUACUUCCGUACAGCUUGCCUUAUCUCACGCCCGGCAAAGAGCCUCGGACGGCAGAACCACCCCCAGGACGUUCAGUCAGAUUUGUCAGGGGUGCUACGGGUCUUCCAAGUGGCACUGGAAUAUCGACGUCCCAGGCGUCAUCCUCCUUCCCGACUCACAAUACAUCCGCCUCUGCUUCUAUCUCCACCAAGCCCACCAGCCUAGCGUCCGCCGGAACUUCGCUUCCUCCGCAAAAAUCACUCUCAACGUCCUCAUCUGCAACCAGCUUCGCCCACUAUUCAAACAGCUCUUCGCCUAUCAUUGCGUCAAGCUCCGGCACCACCAUCGAGAGUACUGCCUCAGUCACUCUUACAUCGAUCACGGUCACCAGUACUGUCACAGUUGUCAAUCUCAACGGAUCACCCCUUCCACUUGACCGGCCGGUUGUCACCUACGCCCCGCGAGGAGGAUCCCCCAUCACCAUCUCGUCAGGAUCCGUCGUACUGGGAUCUACGACUAUUGCUGUUCCAACAAAACCAACAACGCUGACCGCUGACGGCACUCCGAUCACCUUUGGUAGCCUGAGUACCACCCAGCAAGUUGUCACCUCAGUAAAACAGCCGCCGAAGACCACGAAGCAGGAGAACCAAGAAAGCUCUACCCAGACAUCCACGGCUGUACUUACAUCCGCCAUGCCUCCCUCUGAGACUUCCUACAUGGGCGAGGGGAACUCCCCCUUUGACCAUACGUGGGUCCCACUUCCGGUCGUCGUGAAGCUGGAUGGGAUCGAGUUUUAUCCCCCAACCGAACACGAAAAACCAGUUGAGAUCUUUCUCAAGGACGGAAGCACCGCAACCCUUUCAUACAAGUCCCUGAAGAUCGCGGGCAAGACGGUCCACAUACCUCAGAAAGUUUCAUCUACAAGUGUCAUUGAUGGUGUAGAGUUUUCACAACGCUCUUUCGACUCUCCCGAAGGUAGCCCUGGUGGCGGUGGUGGUACCGCAGCCGGGGGCAGCGCUGGUGCAUUUGGUGCUAUGAAGGGGAUCUUUGAAGGGCUUUCCGGAUCUGCAGGUCCAUUGGCUGAUGCCGUGGCCGGCUUCAGUGGCAAGGCCAUGCGCCUGGCUCUCAACGCACCUGGCGGGCCCCUAUCCGGCACACAGUUUGGCGAAGUGAUUGAGCUGGCAGAUCUUACCCAAGAUGCCAUUAACCUUGCGAAGCAGACAUCUCAGUUCCAAAAUCAAGUGGAGUCUGCCCGAAUGGAUCAAGGAAAUCAGCCAGAUGUCUUUCGAUCCAUCAAUGGAAAGUUCUUUUCGGCUUACGCCCAUUCACGCAGGUUUGCAACUUGGUUAUCGUCGACUGCCAAUAUGCUCCAGAACCUUCCCAAUAUUCCCACGGAGCUGCACGCGACAAUCAUGGAAAGGUUCGGAGACUUGUCGAUUCUUGGGAUGGCAGCCUUGAGCUUCGCAGCUGACGCCUACGAUGCCUACGCUGUUCUCAGCGCCGUCAACUGGGCCGAUGUAGAUGACAUGUUUGGCGGAAACCCCCAAGAGCCGCCCAACUCGACAACUGUAUCUCAACCAACCUCCACGACUAUCUUUGCCGAUCCCCCAAGCAAGUCUGGUACGCCGAAGAAGAAGGCUUCAUGGCCACCAAUUCCUCGAGGACCCACUGACAUGUUCAUGAUCACCGCCAAACGCGGUAAGGUCAGCACUUCUGUCUUCAAGAAGUUCACCAAGUACCUUGACAACGACGCUGGAAGUACUCUUGGUGCCGAGGAAUGGCUGCCGACUGAGAUGGCGUGGCCUGUAUACACUACCAACUUGACUGUGCUCAAAGCUGCAGGUAUCGCUCAGAUUCCCUGGGUGAGAAGUGUCACUCCUGAUAUUCCUUUCGACGUCCAGGAGUAUGAGAAGGUUUCCGCCACAAAGACUCCCGAUUUCACGACCCCGAUCACGACGUCCGGCAGCACUUCUACCCGGAGCCCACUACACAAGCGGCGCCCUGCGCCUCCUGAUGUCAGACCCAACAGCCCGGCGCAUCUCAGGAUGAUUUCAGGAGACUCCAGACAAGACUACCGGUAUCAUUCUUCACUCGGCCGAGGCGUUACCAUCUUCAUCAUUGACACUGGUUUCAACUUGGGUCACGAGGAACUCGCUCCUGGCUCAAGAAAAGUCAAGGACUACUACGUCAAAAAUGAGAACGCUGUCGAUUUGUCCAAGGUUGCACUCGACAAGCUCGCACCGGAUAACUCGGAGGACUACUUUCACGAUGGCCAGCGCAGGAUAGGACACGGUACUUCCGUAGCUUGCGUUGCUGGAGGCACCACCUUAGGCGUGGCAUCGAAUGCUGAUCUGUACCUCAUCAAGUGGAAGGCGGCACAGAAACGAAACAACGGCAGCUACGGGCCAAUCCAGAGCCGACGGGUGGCACUCAUUGAUGCUUUCAACCACAUUCGAGCUCAGAUUCUGCGCGCGAACCCUUCGCUUAAGGGCAAGGCGGUUGUGAAUGUCUCUUUCGGUAUCAAAAGAGACAUCGCCCUUUUCGAUGACAUCCAGGCCGACUUUGAGGCGUUCAUCGAAGACCUGGAGGAACUGGGUGGUGUCUUCGUCAUGGCUGCCGGGAACGCUGCUCAAUCCCCGUCCCCAGACAGACUAGGGGACCAUCUUCCGCAACUUCUUGGGACACAAGCCAACUCACUCAUUACUGUGGGAGGAGUCCAUGCUGAUGGCUCACUGCAAGCGACCUCUGAGCCAGAAGGGAAGAUGAAAAGCGACCCGCCGAUGCAGGAUGGCAGCCCUCACCCCAAUGCGAAUCGUCGUGGAAGCGUCACAAUCUACGCACAAGCCGAAGAUGUGACAGGCUGUAUCGGUGAUCCAGAUGAUACCAGAAGCACUGUCAAGAUGACAGGGAACAGCUUUGCUGCUCCGGCAGUGGCCGGCUUGGCAGCCUACCUCUUGGCACAUCCCGAUUUCAGUGACGUUUUUGAGUACAAGGAAAAGUCACAACGAGAGCCAGACUAUCGCAGUGUUGGGCUCCAGAUGAAGCAGGUUAUCGAAGCGUUUGCCUCUUUCCAAUGGGUACCGCAAGACGCGGUGUUCAAUCGCUUCAGAGAGUAUGAACGGGAGGAAUAUGAGCUUCCCAAGCGCGUCCGGAUUGCAUACAACAUGGUUGAUGGUCCGAAACGCGACGUAGAUGCAGCGACUCAGCCAGCCGAUCCCAAUCGACAGAGGCUGCGCGAGAGAUAUCAUCGUUUCUUGGACCGCCUGCAGCAAUGCAACCCCAUGAAGGUCAAGCGAGACGGCACUACAACUGAGAUCGAUUUCUGUUCUGCCACAGAUACCUUCACCCGCGUGUCAACGACAGUGCUUCCCACAUCCAUGGCAUCGACGUCAACUGGCGAUGCGACGCUAACGUUCAAGCCUACCACAUUGACCGGAAGCACCUCAACGACAGCGACUACUAGCCCAGUUUUGACCUGCAACGAAGACAGUGAGUGUGACGGUCUCACCUGCAAGUCAACGGAAGCCAAGUGCAAGGCAAAGUCGGCGGUAGCCGUGCCUAUCCAAAUCAAACAAUGCGAAUGUGUUGAUCCGAAAGAGGAGGACAAGGUUCCCGCCGUUUGCACCGUCGACGAAGACUGUAAGGCCCUGAUCUGCGAUGGUUCUAAGAAGAAGUCCUGCGUGACGAUCAUUCCUAUGGGUUCAUUCGCCAUCCGGCAAUGCAAGUGCACCGAUCCCAAGCCUACUACCACAUCGGUGGUCAAACCAACCACGGUUGCGCCCAAGCCGCCCUCGACCACCGUCAAAGCCCCGACUGCAACAUCUCCAGCGCCUAUGGAGUGCAACAUUGACCAGGCGGUCAACUCGUGUUCUGGCUACAAGAACUGCAAGGAAACCGAGCGUGGAAUCUGCAAGGAGCAGAGGACUGCUUCUGGCAAAGAAUACUACUGCGAGUGCGAGGAGACCCCCCCGACAGCUCCAGACCUCGACCCUGGUUGCUCCCGGCCACAAGGGCCUUGCGAAUGA